This is a messenger RNA of Micromonas commoda, 1002 nucleotides long. RefSeq lists its product with no specific name. The transcript has a single exon. The record is from RefSeq and is a predicted model, not a curated record. NCBI's taxonomy places the organism in Eukaryota, Viridiplantae, Chlorophyta, Mamiellophyceae, Mamiellales, Mamiellaceae. The coding region runs from base 1 to 1002 and encodes 333 amino acids. Gene Ontology annotation, molecular function: RNA binding; metal ion binding.
AUGGAAUCUACUGGUUUGCGGAUGUUCUCUGGCUCACUCCCGCGGGCUGGUAUGCCGUCGCGGGGCGUGGAAGCUCCCUUGUCUAUCCGUACAUUUCGCAAUCGAUUUUUCCCGUCGGUAUUGGCCGAAAGCCUCGUCGUCGUCGCUCGCUCACGCGCGAUUUUCUCCACCCUCUCCUCGCAGGGAUCCACGCGUAAAAAGCUCGCAGCCGCGUCCGGGUGCAUCCUCGAGUACAUCGGCGACGUCGCCGUCAUGGCUGGCAACCGCGACGAGCGCCGGCGGUGUUGGGAUUACCUCAACUGGCUCCUGAAGCAGCGAAAGGGAGCGCUGAGCGUCGACCCCAAGGGUCGCGACGACGUGCUCGAGCUCCCGGUGCCCUCCGGCAAGGCCGGUCGGCUGUCGGGCAAGGGCGGUAACGUGUUGCGGAGCAUCGAGAAGGAGACGAGCACGUUCUGUUUCCUCACCGACCACAGAGCAGCCGCGGACGGCGAGUCGAGGGACGAGCUCAUGCUCAUCUUCGGCCGGGAUAAGCGCGACAGGUACAAGGCCAUGGACCUGAUGGAGGACGCCAUGGAGGGCAAGUACCAGCCCAAGGGCGGCGGCGGCGGCGGCGGUGACCGGGGUGGACGCGAUGCUCGCGGCGGCGGUGACCGGGGUGGACGCGGCGGCGGCGGCAACAAGAGGUCCGACGCGUGCCACGACUUCUCCGUCGGGCGGUGCACCCGGGGAGACAAGUGCCGGUUCUCCCACGACGUGGCAUCCGCCGGCGGGACCCGCGGGGGCGGGAGGUCCGACAGGGACGCGUCGCCGAGGCGGGACGGGCGCGGGGGACCCGACCGCGGGCGCGGUAGGCGCGACCGCGACCGCGACCGCGACAGGCGCGGGCCCUACGGCGACGGGCGCGGCGGGGGCGGGGGGUCGAGGGGGGGCGAGCGGGGGGGCGGCAGGGACGAGGAAGCCGGAGCCAGGCCAGGGGAGGAUCCCCGAUACGACAGGCGGUGA